Molecule: messenger RNA, 1930 nt
Organism: Trichomycterus rosablanca
Lineage: Eukaryota; Metazoa; Chordata; Actinopteri; Siluriformes; Trichomycteridae
Gene: bmi1a
Product: bmi1 polycomb ring finger oncogene 1a
Exons: 10
Coding region: 272-1234 (320 amino acids)
Biological process (GO): negative regulation of transcription by RNA polymerase II
Cellular component (GO): PRC1 complex
Molecular function (GO): promoter-specific chromatin binding
Source: RefSeq, a predicted model, not a curated record
GUUCCCGCGGACGCCUGUAUGAACCGAUUCGGACUCGGAUAUUAACAAUCGACCGAUAUUCGCACCUGAAGACAGGAGAAGCGGGUUUCUGGCGUUAGGAGAAUGCGCACAAGCUGCGCCGCUCAUUGCGAUUGACAGCGUCUGCAACCCUUUUUCAAAAUGGCCGCUUGGCUCGCACUCGCUUUCUGCUGAUCGGUUCGCAACUUUUCAUUGUCCGACAUCUCCCGCUCUCCAGGAUCGAACCCGUGUUCCUUCAGGACCUCAACCCUCCAUGACGAUGCAUCGCACCACCAGGAUCAAGAUCACAGAGCUCAAUCCACAUCUGAUGUGUGUGUUAUGUGGUGGAUAUUUUAUUGACGCGACAACAAUCAUAGAAUGCCUGCAUUCAUUUUGUAAAAUGUGCAUCGUCCGGUACCUGGAGACCAACAAAUACUGUCCCAUAUGUGACGUCCAGGUCCAUAAAACAAAACCUCUUCUCAAUAUAAGGUCUGACAAAACUCUACAGGAUAUCGUGUACAAGUUGGUCCCAGGUCUCUUCAAAAAUGAGAUGAAGAGGAGGAGAGAUUUUUAUGCUGCACAUCCAUCAGUAGAUGCUGCAAACGGGUCUAAUGAGGAUCGGGGGGAGGUGGCCGAUGAAGAUAAGAGAAUCAUUACAGAUGACGAGAUUAUCAGUCUGUCGAUCGAGUUCUUCGACCACAAAUCCAAACAGCAAAGCAGUGAAGGAGAGAAACAGAGUAAAGAGGAGGUAAAUAACAAAAGGUACUUGCAGUGUCCUGCUGCCAUGACUGUCAUGCAUUUAAGGAAAUUUCUUAGAAGCAAAAUGGACAUACCGUGUACUUUUCAGAUUGAAGUAAUGUAUGAGGACGAGCCUCUAAAGGAUUACUACACAUUAAUGGACAUUGCAUACAUUUACACGUGGAGAAGGAACGGACCUCUGCCCUUGAAAUAUCGAGUUCGUCCCAACUGCAAAAAGAUGAAGAUCACUGGCCUAAGCAGUGCCAACCGCUCAGAAAGUGACUCCGCCAGCGACCAAGCCAACAGCCCGGCUGGAGCGCCGUCCACGUCCUCACCACUACCAAGUCCGAGCACACCAGUUCAGCCCUCUCAUCCCCAUUUCCCCCAUAUCGCCAAUCCCAUCAACGGUUCCUCUAUGGGGAGCUCCAGUCGGCAGUUCACAUUCGGCAACAAAGUACGGAAAUCUUCUCUGAAUGGAUCCUCCACUUCGUCGGGGUGAUGAAAUCGCUCCAGAUGAUCCAGCUGUUUUCCCACGCCAGUGUCAUGCUGCUGCUGUCGUCGUCAUUAUUUCCAUCACACGUGAUAUUUUUAAUCUAGUGAAAGUGGCACAUUUCAUCCGAGUACGUUUUGGAACAAUAGCCUUAUCGUGGCUCUAAGCUUUGGGUUUUGCAGAACAUACACGGUGGUUCCAUCAUCGACUGAAUCCUUUUAUUUGUACUUAUUUGUUAAUUGUUGGGUUUUUUUCAGAAUCGAAUCAGAAACACGUUGCUUGUAUUUUAAGCAUGUAUGUUCUUUUAAAUGCAUGAGAAAUACUCGUUUGCCUUUCUUGGUUAGUUAGGCCUACUAAACAUUCCUGCUCUAUUUAGCUGCCAUUGACAGUGUAUGAAAGAAAAUAUUAUAUAUAAAGUUCAUUUUAAAUGAUAUAAGACCUGUAUACGUUAGAAAAAAGAAACGAGGGUGAAAAACUAAUGUUUAGUUGUAGUUGGCCUGUUCUAUAUUUUUUUCAUUGCUUUAAGAAAAUCAGAAAAUUCACCGGACUUUUAUUUUCCAGAAGCAGGUUAAAGGUCAUGACCUCUAGGCUGGUGUAGAUAGACUUACUUCAGUGUUCAUGUCUUCUUGGUCAUUGUAUAAAUAACUAUUGUAUUGUGACUGUUGCACAGCAUAAAAACAUCAAAAUAAACAUUUUACACUUUUA